This is a messenger RNA of Juglans microcarpa x Juglans regia, 1395 nucleotides long. Its product is annotated as NPC intracellular cholesterol transporter 1-like. The record is from RefSeq and is a predicted model, not a curated record. Gene Ontology annotation, cellular component: membrane. Lineage: Eukaryota; Viridiplantae; Streptophyta; Magnoliopsida; Fagales; Juglandaceae. Bases 74 to 1246 code for a protein of 390 amino acids. The transcript has 14 exons.
AUCUUUCAAGCUGAACAAUUAGAAAUAUUCUUGUCCCAUUUUUUAAUGAACAUCAUUCUUAUUCUGAUGUGUAAUGAUUCUCCUACUCAGCUUGGAAUCGAGACAUACAAACCUGUUAUGCUCCAUCAGCCAGUGUGAUUCAAACUCUCUUUUGAAUGAGAUAUCAAAGGCAUCUUUAGCACCAGAAUCAACCUACAUUGCUAAGCCAGCUGCCUCAUGGCUUGAUGACUUUCUUGUAUGGUUAUCACCAGAGGCUUUUGGUUGUUGUCGGAAGUUUGUAAACGGUUCUUAUUGUCCACCUGAUGAUCAGCCACCUUGUUGUGCACCUGAUGAAGGUACUUGUGGCUUUGGAGGAGCUUGCCAAGACUGUACAACGUGCUUCCGCCAUUUGGAUUUGGUCAAUGAUCGUCCAUCUACAGCGCAAUUCAAGGAGAAGCUUCCAUGGUUCCUCAAUGCACUGCCAUCUGCUGAUUGUGCAAAGGGUGGCCAUGGGGCAUAUACCAAUAGUGUGGAUCUGAAUGGUUAUGAGAGAGGUGUUAUACAAGCAGCUGAGUUUCGUACCUAUCACACCCCACUUAACAAACAAGGUGACUAUGUGAACUCAAUGCGAGCUGCACGGGAGUUCAGCUCUAGAAUUUCUAGUUCAUUAAAGAUGGAUAUCUUCCCAUACUCGGUGUUUUAUAUCUUCUUUGAGCAAUAUCUGGAUAUAUGGAAGAUAGCUUUGAUAAACAUUGCAAUAGCACUUGGUGCGAUAUUUAUUGUUUGUUCUGUAAUCACAGCCAGUUUAUGGAGUUCAGCAAUCAUUUUACUUGUUUUGGCAAUGAUUGUUGUUGAUCUCUUGGGUGUAAUGGCAAUUUUAGACAUCCAACUAAAUGCAGUCUCUGUUGUAAAUCUUAUAAUGUCGAUAGGGAUUGCUGUCGAGUUCUGUGUGCAUAUAGUACAUGCCUUCUUGUUAAGCCCUGGGCAUAGAAGCCAACGUGCAAAGGAGGCAUUGAGUACCAUGGGCGCUUCUGUCUUCAGCGGAAUUACACUUACCAAGCUAGUUGGAGUGCUUGUCCUUUGUUUCUCAAGAUCAGAAAUUUUUGUGGUUUAUUACUUCCAAAUGUACCUGGCAUUAGUCGUUAUUGGCUUCUUGCAUGGGCUUGUAUUUUUACCGGUGGUGUUGAGUUUAUUUGGUCCACCGGCAAGAAUAAUCAUUGAGAACCAGCAAGUAGAUGAACCUCCUGCUUCAUCACUCGCAAACUGAUCUAUACAGCCUGUGUUUUCUUGAGUGAUCGGAAAACACUCUACUGUAAAUUGAAGUUUAAAUGUCUUUUCACUGCCAUGAGACAAUUCAUUUAAAGGAAAUUGGAAAAAGAAGACCAAAUGCAUAGGAAUUAAACCUCAUCAAAAGAC